Messenger RNA from Musca vetustissima, 388 nucleotides. RefSeq names its product larval cuticle protein 65Ag1-like. Bases 18 to 329 code for a protein of 103 amino acids. Gene Ontology annotation, cellular component: chitin-based extracellular matrix. The transcript has 2 exons. The record is from RefSeq and is a predicted model, not a curated record. Lineage: Eukaryota; Metazoa; Arthropoda; Insecta; Diptera; Muscidae. Gene Ontology annotation, molecular function: structural constituent of chitin-based larval cuticle.
GCAUCACAACAGUCAACAUGAAAUUCAUCAUUGUUUUCGCUGCCGUCUUCGCCUUGGCUUUGGCCGCUCCCGCUGAUGUUGAAAUUGUCAGAAGCGAAUCUGAAGUUGGUCCUGAAUCUUUCAAAUAUGUUUCCGAAACCAGCGAUGGCACCCAAGUCCAAGCUGAAGGUCAAUUGAACAACAUCGGUACCGAACAAGAAGCCAUUGCUGUCCGCGGUUCUUUCUCCUUCGUUGCUGAUGAUGGUCAAACCUACACCGUCAACUAUGUUGCCGAUGAAAACGGUUUCCAACCCCAAGGUGCUCAUUUGCCCGUUGCCCCCGAAGCUUAAGUUGUGAUUGUUGUUAAAUUAGUUAAUAAAAAAAAUGUUUUGUUUUUAACAAAAAAAAA